CACCCCCGAUUUUGACUUCAGCGCUACCCAUGGACGUCUCAAAUCUCCUCGCUGCUCAGGCAUCUAAAUUUCAAUCCGUUACAGUAGAAAAAGACACGCCGCUCGAUGUCGAUGCUGGAUUUUUGACAGUCACCGACCACAACCCAAUCGACGAAGACAGCUACCGAUCCAACCUCGAAGAGUAUCUCAAGUCGACUGCUCGAGAUGGCAUCCAAGCAUUAGUAGCAGCUCUAUAUGCACUUCCGACCGAAUCGUCCGUCGACGGUUCCUUUGCAAAACUUCCACCGCCAACGACACAACUUCCCCGUGCAAAACCCCUUCCUAAACCCAAACCGCUCACCAAGUGGGAAAAGUUCGCAGCUGUUAAGGGUAUACAGAAAAAACGCAGGGACAAGAAGGUAUGGGACGAGCAAAAACAGGAGUGGGUUAAUCGAUGGGGAAGAGGUGGGAAGAACAAGGAAAAGGAGGAUCAGUGGAUACACGAGGUUAAAGCCAAUGCCGAUGUGGACUUUGACCCUGCUCAAGAAGCUCGUAACGAGCGCAAGUCCAGAGUCGCUAAAAACGAAAGGCAGCGGUUACAAAAUCUUGCUCGUGCGCAGGCUGCACAGAGUGAGCGAGAGCAGCGGAAGGAAGAACUCGAAAAAACAUUGGCGGCUACUCGGACGAGUACCGCAAGCAUGGGUAAGUUCGACAAGAAACUCGAAGGGGACAAGAAGAUACGCGGCGUCAAACGCAAGUUUGAUCCCACAGAGGUGUCGGCAGAAAAAGAAAAGCAGGCAUCGCUUGCCGUUCUAUCGCAAUUGGAUGGAGAUGCUAAAAGGGCGAAGAUUGAAAAGGGCACUGGCGAUGAUGUCGUCAACGUCCGCAAGGCGAUUCGAGCGGUGAGCAAGGGUAAAGGGGGCGUCGCUUUGGGACGGGAGGUGUCAAAACGCUCAAAAGACUCCGGAAAAAGCAAGAGAGGUAAACGAUAGU
Messenger RNA from Pisolithus orientalis, 972 nucleotides. RefSeq names its product ribosome biogenesis regulatory protein-domain-containing protein. NCBI's taxonomy places the organism in Eukaryota, Fungi, Basidiomycota, Agaricomycetes, Boletales, Pisolithaceae. The record is from RefSeq and is a predicted model, not a curated record. Gene Ontology annotation, biological process: ribosomal large subunit export from nucleus; ribosomal large subunit biogenesis; ribosome biogenesis. Bases 30 to 971 code for a protein of 313 amino acids. The transcript is spliced from 5 exons. Gene Ontology annotation, cellular component: preribosome, large subunit precursor; nucleolus; nucleus. Gene Ontology annotation, molecular function: protein binding.